AUGGUCAAAGAGACGAAACUUUAUGAUCUUUUAGGAGUAUCUCCUACCGCGAACGAGCAGGAGUUGAAAAAGGGUUACAGGAAGUCUGCCUUGAAAUACCAUCCAGAUAAACCCACUGGUGACACUGAGAAGUUCAAAGAGAUCUCUGAGGCCUUUGAGAUUCUGAAUGAUAAGCAGAAGAGAGAGAUUUAUGACCAGUACGGGCUGGAGGCUGCCAGACAAGGUGGUCCAUCGUUUGGUGCCGGAGGACCCGGUGCCGGCGGUGCGCCAGGUGGUGGUGCCGGUUUUGCACACUCGUUCUCUAACGAGGAUGCCUUCAACAUAUUCUCUCAAUUCUUCGGUGGAGGUGCCGGUGGUGGUGCCUCGCCAUUUGGGGACGACGGUGGGUACUCCUUCCAGAGUUUCCCAUCAGGUGGUGCGGGCACCAGCUCAUACAGUAGUUUCGGGGGGAUGCCAGGCGGUAUGGGUGGUGGCAUGCCCGGUGGAAUGCCUGGUGGUAUGCCUGGUGGUAUGGGCGGUGGUAUGCCAGGUGGAUUCAGAUCUACCUCCGCUUCACCACCACCACAGGAGGAGGUUGUUCAAGUACAUUUGCCCGUCUCCCUGGAGGAUCUUUUUGAAGGUAAAAAGAAAUCGUUCAAAGUCGGUAGAAAGGGUCCAGGCGGUGCUCAAGAAAAAGUUCAAAUUGACAUUCAAUUGAAAGCGGGCUGGAAGGCAGGUACAAAGGUUACUUAUAAGAACCACGGUGAUUACAACCCACGUACUGGGGGUAGAAAGACACUACAAUUCGUCAUCCAAGAGAAGACACAUCCACUGUACAAGAGAAACGGCGAUGACCUAGAGUACACCCUCCCUCUCACAUUCAAGGAGUCUCUACUGGGGUUCUCCAAGACUAUUCAAACAAUAGAUGGUAGAACUUUGCCCCUAUCGAGAAGCUCACCCGUGCAACCCACAGAGACGUCCAGGUACCCAGGUCAAGGUAUGCCAAUGCCUAAGAUGCCCUCCCAAAGGGGUGACUUGGUUGUGCGUUUCAAGAUCGACUAUCCAAUUUCGCUGAACGAUGCGCAAAGACAAGCCAUCGCCGCGAAUUUCUAA
This is a messenger RNA of Huiozyma naganishii CBS 8797, 1092 nucleotides long. RefSeq names its product type II HSP40 co-chaperone SIS1 (gene SIS1). Gene Ontology annotation, biological process: translational initiation. Gene Ontology annotation, cellular component: cytosol. The record is from RefSeq and is a predicted model, not a curated record. Lineage: Eukaryota; Fungi; Ascomycota; Saccharomycetes; Saccharomycetales; Saccharomycetaceae. Bases 1 to 1092 code for a protein of 363 amino acids. Gene Ontology annotation, molecular function: protein-folding chaperone binding. The transcript has a single exon.